AGUUUGGCAUGGGAUUACCUACAUGCGGGAUAUUUCGAACAAGCAGCGGCUGGACAGGCGGAAACCAAGGAGAAACGGGAGAAUCUUGUCAUUGAACUCAAUCAGGCUUUGGACAGCAUUUUCGAAUGGGGUACCAAGAACUUGGUUGAGUUCAGUGCUAAGAAAACCCAGGUCUGCGCUUUCACGGAAAAAACCUGUGACUUAAAUCCAAAGAAUCACAUCGAACGCGUGGUUAAAACGGCCUCAUACAAACUCGGAGUCCUGAACAAGGUGCGGCGUUUUUUCACGCCCGAGCAACUGUGCUUGUUGUAUAAGACUCUCUGGAUUGGCUCCGCCAAGUACUUGCUCGAUGCCUUGGAUAGGUUAGGCACGCGCAGUCUCGAUAGUGGCUCGGGCGAAUUUUUUUGAGUGUAUGCUUUUGGUCGCAGAUGACCUCUACAGCGUCACCGGGUUUGAGAACGGCGAGAACCUAAGGGUACCUCAAGUCGAGAAUUGGCGAGUGCCUCUAGAGGUGUUCCAGGCGGAUGGCAUAUCUCUCCUCUCCGUCUGGAGCCUCUAGACCACUCGAACCUGAGGGGUCGGCGCAUCUAGAGAUUGUCUCUGAGACUCGGAGCACGGCUCGGGCGGGGGCGGGGAAAAACGCCCAGGUACGUACCUGUACCUGGUAUAGCGUGUCGUGUAGACCGGGUCUUCGCACUCUUAUCUUACGAGUGCGGUGUCUGCCUAAUGCUAAGCUAGUGUGCAAGUAUGCUAGCUGUGUAGUGUUACUGAUUGAGGACUGUGUGGGAGGAGUAGGAGGCGCGUUGGUGCGGGUGAUUUCGUCGUCGGGGUACUCUAAGACGUGCCUCUACCACGGAAUCUAAGGAGCUCCGUCAAGUACUUGCUCGAUGCUUUGGAUAGGUUACAGCGGCGCACGAUCCGCAUCAUAGGCGAUCACCUCGAGCCUCUUCAAUUACCCCGUGACGUGGUGUCAUUACGCGCGUUCUAUCGUCUGUACCACGGCGAGUGUUCUGAGGGGUUAUUCUCUCUUAUUCCACCUUCCCCUUGUACUUGCUCGAUUCUUUGGAUAGGUUAUGCACGCGCAGUCUCUCGACACUGGCUCGGCUGAGGUGUGCGCGGCAGCCUCUUGUCAAAAUUAUAGAUCGAGGCGGCUUCACGCAGCAAACGCCCGAAAUAUUUUAUUUUGAAGCAUUCAACGGCUAGAUUAAUAAAUCUAAAGAAAAUGUUACUACUCGUCGGGAUUCCAACUGGCACCUUCUGAUAGUGGAAGGUGCGGGUUCAACGCCUGUGUGAUGCCAGGACUGAGUGCAAUUUUUUACUGGUAAGAUUUUCUUCAGAUUACCUAUAUACCACAAAGAAUCAAUGAUUUUGAAAGUUGCAAAUGUCAAGCGUUUUCUUUACAUUAAAAAAAGUGUCAUACUUACUAGUUUUAAUAAAAAUAGAUUAAUUAUACAGAGGUCAUCGAAGCGGCAGAGAUUAAACAGCAGCGACAGUGACUCGUCUAAAUCACCUGUAAAGUCUGCUCCUGAAUCUGAUAAGAAAAAGAAGGUGAAGCGUCAGAGGAUAGAAAGUUCUGGCAGUGAAACGGAGAUUCCCAAAUCCGAGUCUCCCAGUCCAGAUAAAAAUGAGGACAAAAGUGGACAAUCACCAAAAACUAAGCAAUCUCCAAAGGAGAAAAAAGCGAAGACUACGAAGAAAUCACCUGCUUCCGAUGAUAACAAAAAUAAGAAAAAAAGCUCAUCGCCAAAGAGUAAAGUAACUGUCAAAGAAGAAGUAUUCUCACCGAAGGUUAAAAUCGAGAAGAAUGUAAAUGAGAUAGCUGUGAGUCCUGUGCCGGUGAAGGAAAAUGGAGACGGCGAUACAAAAAAUGCUUUGAAUAAUGACAACGAACCAAAAGUCAUGGACACAGAGUACAACCCGUCCAAGAGUAAAUACCACCCGAUCAACGACGCGUGCUGGUCUAAAGGCGAGGAGGUGCCUUACCUGGCAUUGGCAAAGACCCUGGAGGUCAUCGAGGCAACUUCCGCCCGCCUGAAGAUGAUCGACAUCCUCAGCAACUACUUCCGGUCGGUCAUAGUGCUGACCCCGGAGGAUCUGCUACCUAGUGUCUAUAUGUGCUUGAAUCAGCUCGCGCCCGCUUACCAUAGCUUGGAGUUGGGCAUCGCGGAGACCUACCUGAUGAAAGCCGUGGGUCAAUGCACGGGGCGCACGGUGCAGCAGCUGAAGGCCGCCGCCAGCAAGGCCGGCGAUCUGGGGGCCGCCGCGGCCCACGCCAGGGCCACGCAGCGGACCAUGUUCAAGCAACCGCCUCUUAAGGCCAGGCGAGUGUUCCUGGCUCUCAAGGAGAUCGCGAGGAUGACUGGGCACGCGUCUGUGAACAAGAAGAUUGCAAAGAUCCAGUCACUCUUCACAGCUUGCAGGAACUGUGAAGCUAAAUACUUGGUCAGGUCUUUGGAAGGCAAGUUGCGAAUAGGUCUGGCGGAACAGUCUCUCCUUCAAGCGUUGGCGCUGGCCGUCACCACCACUCCUCCAGACCCUGAAGGAGUCAAAGUAUUGGAUGCUUCGAAAGGACUGCCGGCUGAGGAGUUUAAGGCUCGCGUAGAUUCCAACGCGUUCACGAUAAAGAAGACUUACUGCGAGUGCCCCAACUACGACGCAGUAAUACCGGCCUUGCUGCAAUAUGGCGUCAAAGAUUUACCCAAACAUUGUGCUUUAACUCCGGGAGUGCCGCUUAAACCUAUGCUGGCACAUCCCGCGAGAGCCGUCCAGGAACUAUUCGACAGGUUCGAAGGUUCAGAUUUCACUUGCGAAUGGAAAUACGACGGGGAACGCGCCCAAAUCCACGUCCCUUCUACCGCGGAUGGUAGUUCUGCCGACUUCAGUAACGCCGCCAUAUUCAGCCGGAACCAGGAGAAUAACACCAGUAAAUAUCCAGAUGUUCUCCAUCGUCUGCCAUCGCUGCUGAAGGCCGGCGUGUCCAGCUGCGUGCUGGACUGCGAGGUGGUGGCAUACGACAUUCAGGCCAAACAGAUUCUACCCUUCCAGAUUCUGUCGACGCGUAAACGCAAGGACGCCAACGAGGCGGAGAUUAAGGUUCAAGUGUGUGUGUAUGCAUUCGACUUGUUAUACCUGAACGGGGCAGCCCUCGUCUCCUCCCCUUUGAAGGAGAGGCGCGCCUUACUGAAGGAACACUGCAACCAUAUCCCAGGGGAAUGGGAAUUCGCCGCGUCCAAAGACUGCAGCAACAUAGAAGAAGUACAGACAGCCCUCGCUGAUGCGGUGAAGGGGUCCUGCGAGGGGCUCAUGGUGAAGGCUUUAGAAGGGCCCCGGGCUGCAUACGACAUCGCGAGGAGAUCGCACAACUGGCUCAAGCUAAAGAAAGACUACCUAGAAGGUGUAGGCGACACCGUAGACGCGGUAGUGAUAGGCGGGUAUUUGGGACGAGGCCGUCGCGCCGGGGUCUACGGAGGAUUCCUGCUGGCCUGCAGGGAUUCACAGGGGGAAGAAUACCAGUCCUUAUGCAAGAUUGGUACGGGAUUCAGCGAUGAGCAACUGCAAACGCUCAGUCAACAGUUGAACGAGCAUCUUAUAGACGCGCCGAGGACAUAUUACAGGUUCGACUCCUCCCAUCGUCCGGACGCGUGGUUCGAGUCUGCGUGCGUGUGGGAAGUGAGAUGCGCUGAUCUGUCUCUAUCUCCGGCACAUCGCGCCGCGUUGGGGCUCGUCGACAGAGAUAAGGGAAUCUCGCUGCGGUUCCCCAGAUUCGUUCGAGUGCGGGAGGACAAAACUCCAGAGCAGGCAACGAGUUCGCAGCAAAUAGCGCAGCUCUAUCUGAACCAGGAUCAAGUGAAGAACCACGCUCCAGCCCCCACGCAGAUUGAAGACGACUUCUACUGAAGAUUUUGACACCCCCCCCCCCCCCCCCCAUCACAAUAAAAGAGUAUUAAAAAUAAAAAUCCCGUGAUUUUUUGUAAUUAAAAUGUCAGUCUGUUUUGCACUUUCAUGGUCAGUAACAUUAUAGCUAUUAACGGGAUUGCUACCAUGUACCAGGUUUUUUUUGAAUCUCCGAUAUUUCGGUACCGUUGCGAGCGCCAUGAAAACAAGAUACAUGGUAACAAUCCCGUUAAUAGAUAUAAAAUAGAAGUCAGUAACCAAUGUGAAAUGGCUUACAAUACGGCUUCUACUGUCAUGGCAUUUUUAGCCCUAGAGUAAAAGCGUUAAAACGCCAUAUUAUUAUGAGUAAUAACUUAAACAUUGGACUUAACUUCAAUAAGAGACGAUGCUUGAAUUGCCCCUGCUUGCCUACACACAUAUCACAAUUAAGGGUAAUCCUCAUUCUAAUCGACAUCGAUAGAGACCCAUUAAAUUUGCCAAAGCAAAGAAUGCAGAUACAUCACUAAAUUUAAUCAAUCUUAAAAAUGAAUAGACCUAAGUGUGACGGACAGAGGAUUUUUCGCUCGCAAAUGUUGUUUAGGCUGAUACUGUUUACGUUUCAGAAUGUGCUAUAAAAAUGACUUUAUUUUUGUCAAUAAUGGAGUUUCUGAUUAUUUUGUACUAAUGUUUCAUUUAUAUUAAUAACAAUUACUGUUUUUAUUGUUACAUAAACUGAAAACGAAUCUUAAAUUAUGCAAACAAAUUGAUAAUAACUGAAACUGUCUUGUAAAUGUUCAAAUAAAAAUAAGGAAAUGCAGUUGAUUUAUUAUAUUUCCCAAUAGUAAAUUUGUUGAUACUUUUGUUUAGCACGAUCUAAUAACGGCAUCAUGAAAUAUUAUUGUUAAUUUCGAGCCUCAUUAUUGGAUAGUUUGUAAUUAUUAUAAAAUAAAAAUCUGGAAUAUGAACAUGUAUUUUAUUAUUCG
Molecule: messenger RNA, 4856 nt
Organism: Chilo suppressalis (striped riceborer)
Lineage: Eukaryota; Metazoa; Arthropoda; Insecta; Lepidoptera; Crambidae
Source: the annotation of a GenBank genome assembly